Messenger RNA from Medioppia subpectinata, 2041 nucleotides. Lineage: Eukaryota; Metazoa; Arthropoda; Arachnida; Sarcoptiformes; Oppiidae. The record is from the annotation of a GenBank genome assembly.
UAUUUAGUGGUGGAGUUUGUGUUUGUACUGUACGUACAGUACUUCUGUGUUGUAGUAAUGCAUUCAUCCAUACAUUCGCUGUAUUGCUAUUGAAUUGAAUUUCCACUCAAUUCAUAGACAACUACUAGUAUUGAGUCUCACUAUAAAUGCCAUUCAAUUCACAACAAAAAUACACUGAAUUUCAUAUAUAGUGUAUACGUAAAGAUGGUCGCAAUCGACUGAACCACAAAAUCACCAUCAUCAUCUUACAACACCCUUUAUCACCACAAUAUACAUCUAUACUUUUGUCUCAUAGCGUGUGUGUUAUUGUGUUUUCCUAAUUAAAUAUUGACAUUAAAAUUGAAUAAUAAUUAUAUACACAAUACAAGUGUAAUGUCUAUACAGCCUAUGAUUACAUCAAUUCAUUAGACGUUUUCAUUCAUCCAAAAUAUUUAUUUAUUUUAACUUUUUGUUUGUUUUCUGCGGAUAUCAUAUCAUUGUUAACAAUGAAUGCAUUCAGAAAAUCAAUUGAAUUUUUUAAUUUCAAACACAAAUUAAUUAUUUAAUAAUUGAAUUGUGAAUUCAAUCAUAAUAUUGAACAAUAAGUUGCAAAUUGAAUGCUAGGAAACAAAUAAUGCAUUUCUCGAUAGCAGACACUCAACUCAUUAAAGACCAAAAUCAUUCAUUUGUCACAUAUAAUAUAUCAAUCAAUGGCUCAUUUCAUUGUUCCCUAAGAUAUAAACAAUUGUAUAAUUUUCACGAUCAGCUGAAGAGGACAUUUGGUGCCAACACUUUGCCAUUGUUUCCGCCGAAGAGGUUAUUGCCAUUGACUGCAACUCAGACCGAAGAGAGACGAUCUCAGAUCGAGAAAUACAUUCAAAUCAUAAGUCAAGACCAACGGAUAGUAUCCAGUGAUCUGUUCAAUGGAUUCUUUCUCAAUGGACAACAGGAAACACAAAACACCAAAAAAGAUGAAGUGAUUCUCGAUGUGUUUCAAAUGAAUUGGCAGUCAAUCAAAGUGCAGAUCUUAUCCACCGAUCGGACAGACAUUGUGUUGGAUUCGGUGUCCAAAGCGCUGGAAUUGACGCCACAAUUGAUUCCAUACUUUAAUCUGUUUGUUGUCAAACGGGUCGACAAUAUAUGCAUUCCCAUCAGAAAACUCCAGAACUUUGAGUCCCCGUAUCUCACGCUUCGGACACUGAAUUCGGUGGACAGCAGUCACGCGAUAGUCAUCCGGAAGUCCUAUUGGGACUCCAUUUACGACGACGAUCUCUUCGACGACAGAACUGCUGUCAAUAUAUUAUAUUUCCAAACACUCCAUGACAUUGAAAAGGGUUUAAUUCAAGCCAAUAAAGAGAUACGAAGACAGUUGACAUCUCUUCAGGCAAAAGGAUCCAAAACAGAAUAUUUGCAAUUAUCGCGAACUUUGAAAUAUUACGGAUACAUUCAAUUCGAGCCAUGUUUUUGUGAUUUCCCGCAACAAAACACUCGGGUUUUAAUCGCCGCCGGAGGCAAAGAGCUUAACAUAAGGGCCUAUACGGCAGCGGCAAUUUUGAUGAGCGUUUGUUUGCAAGGAAUGGUUGAAGAGUUACUUAUGAAACGAAAUGGCAAAAAGAUUAAGCGCGAAGAGCCGGCGCUCCCGACCGUUAGUAACGGCUUCGGCGGCACUCGAAGGGGUUCCUGGAGUUAUAUGAAGAGAGACGGCAGUAGUCAUCAAAUAUCACUUCCCAGAAGUGUGUCCACAGAUGCAGGUCUGACCAACUCUGGCGCCGAACUUCAUAAUAAACCAUUGAAGUCAUCCCAUUCCUCACACAACGGAUUUCCUACAAAAUCGCGACAUUUUGUAGAAAACGAUGCCUUCAAUGGAAUCGGAGAUAUCGGUGACGACGACUUAUAGGACAAUAUAAUUGUUUUAAAAAACGGUUAAGUCUUUUAUACUACGAAACAAAAUAAGUAUUUUUAGGACAAAACAUAUUGUGUAUACCAUUUCGCAAAAUAGCGGCCAAAACAAUGAAUUUGAAGUGUUUUUUAGGAAUAUAUCAAAACCGACUAUAGAUUUGCC